AUGGCUUCAGAAACUAUACUUUUGACCGGGGCAACAGGUUUCGUAGGCUUCCGCAUUCUCGUUUUCUGUCUGCGCAGAGGCUAUCGAGUCCGGGUUGUGUUACGAGAUCUUUCCAAGAAAGCACACAUCCUCAGCACUCGGUCGAUCCAGCAGCUAGGCACUGCGGCCAAUCUGACUUUCGUUGAGAUUCCCGACAUUUCCAUCCCCGCGGCAUUUGAUCAGGCGCUCCACGAUGUCGACUAUGUAAUCCAUGUUGCCGCCCCCGUCGUUUCAGUAGAUCCAUCAUCAAUCAGUCCAGACCUAGCAUCACAUUACGUCCAACCGACUGUAGAUGGUGUGCUGCACUUGCUUCACUCGGCGAAAGCACAUGGCACGAUCAAACGCAUCAUUAUUACCAAUUCGCUUGCCGCCCUCGUCGACUAUGUCACAGACACCCCAGAGACUAUCCACACCGAGUCAACGAGAGUAUCGAACAUCCUGCCGCCACCCUACCCUUAUCCCUUCAGAGCUUACGCCGCCGCCAAAGCAAGCACGCUGAAGGUAGCUGAAGAUUGGGUCGAGUCAGAGAAGCCUGCCUUUGAUCUCGUGCACAUAGCACCAGGCCACGUUUUCGGACCUAACGAGCUUGUCACCGACCCUGCUGAACUAUUGCAAGCAGCGUCAAAUCGAAUCAUUCUCAUGCCCGUCACCGGCUCAACAUACCCCAUGGAAGCAGGAGUAACGGUACACCUUGACGAUGUGGCCGAGGCCCACCUUCGCGCUUUGAAUCCAUCAAUCCCCGGAAAUCGACUAUAUCUCCUGAGCUCGGGAGGGGUGGAGGGAACAAAGCUAGAUGACUGCUUCGAAAUUGUGGCGCGCAACUUCCCGCAUUAUGUUGGGAGUACGUUGCCCAACAACGGAUCUCUGCCUUCCUCGGUUUUCAGGGUGGAUGCGAGCGAGUCGGCCCGGCUUCUGGAUAUUGACUGGAUUCUGUAUGAGCAGCAGGUUCGUGAUCUGGUCGCCUAUUACAUCGAGUGUGUUCAACGGCGAGCUAGCCUGACAACUUCAGACUAG
This is a messenger RNA of Alternaria rosae, 1053 nucleotides long. Its product is annotated as NAD dependent epimerase/dehydratase. Gene Ontology annotation, molecular function: oxidoreductase activity, acting on the CH-OH group of donors, NAD or NADP as acceptor. The coding region runs from base 1 to 1053 and encodes 350 amino acids. The transcript has a single exon. The record is from RefSeq and is a predicted model, not a curated record. NCBI's taxonomy places the organism in Eukaryota, Fungi, Ascomycota, Dothideomycetes, Pleosporales, Pleosporaceae.